UCAGUGUUGUUGGACCUAAAACUUGUGCUAGAACAAUCAGCCAAGUGGGUUAGGGACAGAUAAGGAGAAAGUUGAGAUUAGAGCUGCUGAAAGGAAGAGACAUGGACCUGGACAUUUGUUGGUAUAGAUGAAAGAAUACGAACAAAAUACUUAUCUGAUUUUCUCUCUUCUUCUUCUGUUGGGGUUUGUAUAAAAAAUAAUAUGCUCAGUUCAAUUUAAAUGCUAGUUUGGGUCUUAACGCCCUGGAGCCCGUCAACUGUGAGCAUCCCAUUUCUCAUCUUUGAAUUUGAAAUCCGGUCAUAUAUCCCAAAUCUCCACUGGCAGUUUCAACUCUAAAUUAAAACCCACUACACUUACAAAUGCCAACGACACUUAGUCUCAAUUUCAACCUCAAUCUCUCUAGCCUUCGCCAAACCCGCCACUUGUUCGCGCCUCUCUUCUCUCACUCCUCCUCCUCAAGAACCCACCUCCUCUCCCUCCGCCGCAAACUCCACCGCACCCUUAACUUCUUCCCCCGCCACUUUUCCGUCGUCUCCGCUGCACCCAGUUCCACUUCUGGAGGUAGUUUUGUUUUUCUGGAGUGGAAUAGUGUUGAGAGAUUUGAUGUGAUAGUGGUUGGGGGAGGGCAUGCUGGGUGCGAAGCAGCCCUAGCGUCGGCUCGUUUGGGUGCAAAAACUCUCCUUCUUACACUAAACAUUGAUCGAAUUGCUUGGCAGCCUUGCAAUCCAGCAGUGGGCGGACCUGCAAAAUCACAGCUUGUACAUGAAGUGGAUGCACUUGGUGGUGAAAUUGGGAAGGUUGCUGAUAGGUGCUAUCUGCAAAAGCGUGUUCUUAACAUCUCAAGAGGGCCUGCUGUUCGGGCAUUGCGUGCUCAAACUGACAAAAGAGAAUAUGCUAUGCAAAUGAAAAAUAUAGUUGAGAGCACUGCAAACCUUUCUAUUAGGGAGGCAAUGGUGACAGAUCUCUUACUUGGAAGGAAUGAUAAUGUUGAAGGUGUUAGCACGUUCUUCGGGAUGAAUUUUUAUGCUUCUUCAGUUGUUCUCACCACUGGCACAUUUAUGAGUGGUAAAAUAUGGGUUGGUAGAACUUCUAUGCCUGCAGGUAGGGCUGGUGAGUCAGCUUCACAUGGGCUGACUGAAAACUUGCAACAACUUGGAUUUGAAACUGAUCGACUGAAAACUGGAACCCCAGCACGUGUGGACUGUCGUACUGUUGAUUUUUCUGGACUUGAACCACAAUAUGGAGAUGAAGAGGUCAGCUGGUUUAGUUUUGAUCCUGAUUAUCAUAUCGAAAGAGAGCAAAUGUGCUGCUAUCUAACGCGUACCACAAAAAGAACCCACCAGCUUAUAAAAGACAACUUGCAUGAGACUCCCACUUAUGGUGGAUGGGUUGAAGCAAAGGGACCUAGGUACUGCCCUUCCAUUGAAGAUAAGAUUGUUAGAUUUCAAGAUAAGGAGUCUCAUCAGAUUUUUCUUGAACCUGAGGGGCGUACUGUGCCAGAGCUCUAUGUGCAGGGGUUCUCAACCGGUUUACCUGAGAGAUUACAGUUGCCACUCUUGAGAUCUUUGCCUGGACUUGAAAACUGCUCAAUGUUAAGGCCUGCUUAUGCUGUAGAAUACGAUUUCCUGCCUGCUCAUCAAUGCUCAAGGUCUCUUAUGACAAAGAAAAUUGAGGGACUUUUCUUUUCUGGUCAGAUAAAUGGUACAACCGGCUAUGAAGAGGCUGCUGCUCAGGGCAUUAUUUCUGGUAUAAAUGCUGCUAGACAUUCAGAUGGAAAGUCUCUAAUUGUUCUUGAGAGGGAAAGUAGUUAUAUUGGGACUUUGAUUGAUGACCUGGUCACAAAGGACCUUCGAGAGCCUUACCGCAUGUUGACAAGCCGCUCUGAACACCGAUUACUUCUACGAUUCGAUAAUGCGGAUAGCCGUCUAACACCUUUGGGGCAUGAAAUUGGGUUGAUAGAUGAUAGACGCUGGAAAAUUUACCAGGAUAAGCAAGCUCGAAUAGCAGAGGAAAAAAAGCGAUUAAAAACUGUCAGGAUAUCAGGUGGAGAUUUGGCUGCUGAUGUUGCUCAAUUGUCUUGUCAGCCUGUUAAGGACUUGUCAACAUUGGAGAGCCUUUUGAAGAAACCACACAUUCAAUAUAAAGUUCUUGAUAAGCAUGGUUUUGGAAAUGAAAAGUUAGCUAGAGAGGAUAAAGAAUGCAUAGAGAUAGAUAUUAAGUAUGAGGGCUUCAUUCUGCGACAGCAGCAACAACUCCAGCAGAUGGUCCGUCAACAACAUAGGCCUCUUCCACCGGACUUGGAUUACUAUACAAUGACAACUCUGUCUCUAGAAGCACGUGAGAAACUUUCUAAGGUGAGGCCACAAACCAUUGGUCAAGCAAGUAGAGUGGGAGGAGUAAGCCCUGCUGACAUUACUGCUCUCCUUAUAAUCCUUGAAUCCAACCGAAGGAAAGCUCAUGAGCAGAGGAGGCACCAAAUGCUAGCUUCUGUCAUGGCUGAUACAAAUCAGCCGUCUGAAGUCCCUUUGACAGAGACCAUCAGCUCAUGAGAUGUUCUCUUUGAUGCAGGCUGUUUAAAAAUCCUCUUUUCUAUUUUACCGAUUCGGGAACAGAAGAAUGACUGUUGUCAUCAAAAUGGUGUAUAAGGGAAAAUUGGUGGGUGUAGACUAAACAAAAACUUAAUACGAGGGAGAUGAGUCGUUAACAUAUUUUUUAUUUAUUUCUAGACAAAAAUGACGACUCAAAAGCAUAUCUUUGUUAUUUUAAGAUAUAAUAUAUGUCAUUUUAAAAUAA
Mangifera indica (mango) is the source of this 2793-nucleotide messenger RNA. Its product is annotated as tRNA uridine 5-carboxymethylaminomethyl modification enzyme MnmG-like. Gene Ontology annotation, biological process: tRNA wobble uridine modification; tRNA methylation. The record is from RefSeq and is a predicted model, not a curated record. Gene Ontology annotation, molecular function: flavin adenine dinucleotide binding. Lineage: Eukaryota; Viridiplantae; Streptophyta; Magnoliopsida; Sapindales; Anacardiaceae. The coding region runs from base 360 to 2549 and encodes 729 amino acids. The transcript has 13 exons.